Molecule: messenger RNA, 1629 nt
Organism: Acanthamoeba castellanii str. Neff
Lineage: Eukaryota; Discosea; Longamoebia; Acanthamoebidae
Product: ubiquitin carboxyl-terminal hydrolase
Exons: 9
Coding region: 1-1629 (542 amino acids)
Biological process (GO): protein deubiquitination
Molecular function (GO): cysteine-type deubiquitinase activity
Source: RefSeq, a predicted model, not a curated record
AUGAUGCGCGGGGUGAAUCUGUUCGGGAGGACAAAGAAGUCUUCCAAAGGCGCGGCUACCACAACCCCUGGGAGGGUUACUGCAGCUACAACGCCAGAGCAACGAGGAGGGCAGACUGCGGUCUCCCACGGUCACGGCCGCAGCAGCUCUACACAACAGCCACAGGCACCUCCCGGCUACGCGCCGCCGCAGAGGCCGCCCAAGCGAGUUGAGUCGCCGCCGGCUUUGCCGCUGCCGCUCACGCCCGAGCCACGCCUCCUGCGGCUCUUCCCCGAGUACGAGGCCUACGACGAUGCCGUCGACCGUCAGUACCACCACCACCACCACCAGCACAACAGACGCGAGGAGCACCCCCAGCACCAGCACCAGCAGAAGCAGCAGCCGGGCGGCCAUCAUCAAAGUCAAAGCGCCUCCGCCGCGCCUUUGCUGCCCAUCAAGCAGGAGGUCAAGCAGCUGCCCGAUGGCGAGAAGGGGCUGGAGAACAACCAGGGCCAGUACAACUGCUUCAUCAACGUCGUCAUCCAGGCCCUGUGGCACCUCACCGCGUUCCGGGAGCGAUUCGUCAGGGGCGGGUCGGGAGGGCACGACCACUGCUGUCCGGGUCCCGACACGUGCGUGCACUGCGCGCUGCAGGCCAUAUUCGUGGAGUACCAGUUCUCGGAGCAGGCCAUCAUCCCGCCCACCGCGCUUCGCCAGUCCCUCGCCGUCCUCUACAAGGACGAGUCGCGCUUCCAGAUGAACCAAAUAGACGACGCAGCCGAAGCCCUCGAGGCCAUCCUCGAUCGCCUCCACCACACAGAGCGCGCCCAAAAGGACAAAAACGCGGAUCCGGCCGCGCUGGAGAAGAAGGCGUGCCCGUGCCUGGUGCACAACGCAUUCGGGGUGCGCACCAUGGACCUCCUCCGCUGCGACACGUGCUCCGCCACCACCGAGCCGAAGGCCACUUCGCUGUUCGUGGCCUACGCCUACACGUACGCUCUGCGCGAGGCCCGCGCCAAGGCCGGCAACGAAACCGGCAAAGGCAGUAGUAGUAGCUACUCCUUCUGCCAAUUCUUCCAGAGGGCCGCCCAAGAGGACCGCCGCUGGUGCCCCAACGCCGCCCGCUGCAACAAGAUGUGCGUGGUGGAGCACCACCUGCUGUACCUGCCCAAGGUCUUCAGCGUUGGUUUGGUGUGGCCUUCGGUGGAGGGCGCGCCGGUGGACGAGAUCGCGGAGGUGAUGGACAUGAUCACGAUGCAGAUCGACCUGAGCAACAUCUUCAUCACCAACACGGUCAUCGGGCGGUACCUGCAGCAGGAGAAGAAGUCGCACCUCCACGCCAGCGGGACCAGCGGUUCCCUGCACGAUUCGCUCCUCGGCUCGGGCGUGUUCGACAGCAUCGCCCUCGACACCGUCCCUGGCGGCGACGGCGAGAAGUCAACGAGGGCCACCGCCAACGCCAACGUCAGUGGCAAGAAGCAGCGCGGCAAGCGUGUCAAGUGCAUCUACGAGCUGCGGGGCAUGAUCUGCUACUACGGCCAGCACUACAACUGCUACUUCAACAGCCCCGCCACCGGCCAAUGGUACGUGUUCGACGACGUCAUGGUCAAUGCCGUCGGCUCCACGUGGGCCGCCGUCAAAGGUUUUUGA